Messenger RNA from Wallemia ichthyophaga EXF-994, 4218 nucleotides. Its product is annotated as Chromodomain helicase hrp3. Lineage: Eukaryota; Fungi; Basidiomycota; Wallemiomycetes; Wallemiales; Wallemiaceae. The transcript has 5 exons. The coding region runs from base 1 to 4218 and encodes 1405 amino acids. Gene Ontology annotation, molecular function: histone binding; DNA binding; ATP binding. Gene Ontology annotation, cellular component: nucleus; chromatin. The record is from RefSeq and is a predicted model, not a curated record. Gene Ontology annotation, biological process: nucleosome organization; regulation of transcription by RNA polymerase II.
AUGGCAGAUCAUACAGAUAUGAAAAUGGACAUGGGAGAUAACAGCUCCAGUUCUGGUGAUGCAGAAGGAGAAUCAGACGCGCCUCUUAAUCAACAAGGUGCCGUGCCUGCGCCGAUAGAGGACGAGCCACUAGACGCAGCCGACAAGAUCGACUUGAAUUACGUUGAUCCAGAUUUAUACGGUCUGCGGAGAUCGGGAAGAUCAGCAAAAAAUCAAUCGAUGGAUCCGACAUACUUGGAUGAGUUUUUAGACGAUGACGAGGAUGAUUACGAUGAAUCACCCAAGCGCAAAUCGAGGAAAGGCGGUGGAGGUAGCAAGAGGAGAGCGGCUAAUAGGGAAGCGCCUCCACCUCGUUUCGACGAAAGCUCUGAAGACGAGUACUUCACUUCAGUCACCUCAAAGAAACGCCAAAGAACUAAACAGCGCGCUCAAUCAAGCGAUGAGGAUGAUAGCCUGGAUGAUGAUGACGAAGCUGGUGCUUUUAGAGCAUCCUCUAGAGGUAAUAACGGCGUGAGAAAUUACAACGAAGAAGCCAUCGCCGGUUUUGAAACAGAUGAAAGUGAACGCUUCGAAGCUGAUACGGUUCCCGUUGAAGAACCUAAAGUUGGUGAUAAACCGUCGGAAUACGAGAUUGAAACUGUAUUCGGUCACUCGAGGGAUGCAACUAAUUCCCCCGAUGAGGAUGACGAUCCUUACGAGAACAUUAGAUUCCACAUCAAGUGGAGAGGCUUCUCUCACCAUCACAACACAGACGAGACUUAUGAGUUCCUUAAACGCUGCAAAGGUAUCAAGAGAGUCGAUAAUUACAUCAAAAACAUCUACAAUUACCAGCAUGAAAUUUAUCGCCACCGCGAACAGAACAAGGAAGACUUUGAAAUUGUUGAGAUGGAAAAAGAGAGACUUAGAGAUCUCGUUGAUAUGUACAGGAAGGUGGAGCGCAUUCUCGACCAGCGAGACAGUGGUACGACUACAGAAUACUUUUGCAAAUGGACUGGUCUGCAGUACUCAGAGUGUACCUGGGAGAAGCAUGAUGAUGUUGUCCAAUACGCUCCUGAGCAGAUCGACGCUUAUCUUCUCAGAACUGCUUCAACAACUCUUCCAAACAGAUCUGCCAAUUACAACAGAUCCAGACCUGCUUUUAGAACUUUAAUGGAGUCCCCUAACUACAUUCAAUCUACUGGUGGUGAAUUACUCGAUUAUCAGAUGACUGGUUUGAAUUGGCUCGCUUAUCUCUGGUCUAGAAUGGAAUCAGGUAUUUUGGCAGACGAGAUGGGUCUCGGUAAGACUGUUCAAUCUAUCGCUUGGAUUUCUUGGCUUUUCCACGAAAGACAGCAAUAUGGUCCCUUCUUGGUCGUAGUCCCUCUAUCGACCAUACCGGCCUGGCAAGCUCAAUUUCAAAAGUGGGCACCAGACUUGAACGUCGUUUGCUACAAUGGUUCUGGAAAGUCUCGUGAGGUUAUCAGAGAGUAUGAGUUUGGUGAAAUAAAAAAACUCAAAUUUAAUGUCUUGCUCACUACAUACGAGUUUUGCCUGAAGGACCGUACUGAGUUGGGUCAAAUGAGAUGGCAGGCACUGCUCGUCGAUGAGGCUCAUCGUCUCAAAAAUUCUGAGUCUCAGUUAUAUGAGACGCUCUUCAGUUUUGUCACAAAUUCCAAGCUGCUCAUCACUGGUACACCGCUUCAGAAUAACGUUAAGGAAUUAUCCGCACUGAUGCACUUCUUGAUGCCUGAAAGGUACCAAAUCACAGGUGAUUUUGAGUUGACAGAUGAGGAUCGUGAGGAUAAGAUUGGACAGCUGCACGAUCAAUUGAAGAAUAUUAUGUUGAGAAGAUUAAAGAGAGAUGUGAUCAAGUCACUUCCAACAAAGUCUGAACGUAUUCUACGUGUAGAGUUAUCCAGCUUGCAAACUCACUACUACCGUAAUAUACUCACUAAAAACUUUACUGCAUUGAAGGGCUCAGAAGGUAGUGGUCCUGCUAUGUCGAUGAUGAACAUUGCCAACGACUUGAGGAAGGCUUCUAACCACCCAUACUUAUUCGAUGGCGCUGAAGGAUCAGCUAGCAUGAAAGAAGAGAUCCUCAAGGGUCUCGUUAUGAACUCUGGUAAAAUGGUACUGCUCGAUAAGUUACUUGCACGUCUUAAGGCCGAUGGUCAUCGAGUUCUUAUCUUCUCACAGAUGGUCCGUAUGCUCGAUAUCAUCUCUGACUAUCUAUCGUUGCGUGGGUAUAUGCAUCAAAGAUUAGACGGUACAAUUCCAUCAGAGCAACGCAGAAAAGCUAUUAAUCACUUUAAUGCGGAUAAUUCUCCUGACUUUGCAUUCCUUCUGUCUACAAGAGCUGGUGGACUAGGUAUCGACUUACAGACAGCAAACACGGUUAUCAUUUUUGACAGUGAUUGGAAUCCACAAAAUGACUUACAAGCAAUGGCAAGAGCUCACAGAAUUGGACAGAAAUCCCACGUCAGUAUUUACAGAUUCGUUAGCAAAGAUACUAUGGAGGAGGAUAUUCUUGAGCGUGCAAAGAGAAAAAUGGUUCUAGAGUAUGCUAUUAUUAAUCAAGUUGAUACUUCUGGUAAAAACAUCGGUCAACCUAAAUCAGCAAAGCAACAACCAGACAAUUUCUCGAAAGAAGAAUUGUCUGCUAUCUUGAAAUUCGGUGCACAGAACAUGUUCAAGACUGAUGACAAGGAGCAAAACAAAAAACUUGCUGAACUUAAUCUUGACGACUUGCUCGCUCGUGCUGAAGAUUUGGAGAGUGACAAAGCUGUUGGUGGAUCAUCUCUUGGUGGACAAGAUUUCUUGCAGCAAUUCCAGGUACAAGAUAUAAAGAAUGAUACUAGCUGGGAGGAUAUUAUUCCGGCUGAAGAGCGUGACAAGCUCGAUGAGGAACAGAAGGAGGAGCUUCGGAAACAGACUGAAGAAGAGAUGCAGGAGCAGUAUGGUAAAAGAGCUGCAUCAAAGGUUCAACCAGGAACAUAUAAGACUGGGGAUGCACCAUCACCUCCAAAGAAGGCACCGCAAAAGGAAGCACCACUAAUACCGAAGAAGACAACAGCUCAGCGUGCUAUCGAGUUGAAGGAAAGAGAUCUGCGAAAUUUGAUUCGUGGUAUAACCAGAUUCGGUGAUAUUAGAAUUCGCAUGGAUGAUAUCGUCAAAGACAGUAAACUUGAAGGAAAGAAUAGGACAGUUCUUAUCCAAACAUCCGAUGACUUGCUAAACAGAUGCAAGGAAGCUGUUGAUGAACACAACAUGGAGUUGAAGAGCCGUGCUCAAGCUGGUGAAAGCAUAACUCAAAACGAUCGUCAGAAAGCAAUUCUAAUUUCUUUCAAGAGCAUACAAGGCGUUAACUCACUGACAACUUACGUGCGGUACAAAGAGCUAAGCUUCCUUCAUGAUGUGUUGAGUAGUGUCGGUAAUCAUUUGAGCUGGCGUAUACCGGUAGAUAAGUUGAAAUCAGUUGUUGGAUGGGCAUGCGAAUGGACUGCUAAAGAUGAUGCAAUGCUUUUGGUUGGAUGUUGGCGCCAUGGACUGGGCAAUUGGGAAAUUAUCGCCAACGAUAAAGAACUUGGGUUACAGGGCAAACUCUUCUUAGAGGAGGGCAGAGGAAAGACCAAGAAAGAAGACAAAAAGAUACCUAAUGCAGUACACCUUGUUCGCAGAAGUGACUACCUACUGAGUGAGUUGAAGAAGGCACUCGAAAAGGACUUUAUUGCAAAGGAGCAAAUGGAAGCAGCCGGUCCACCUCAGGGAGUAGCAGCACAAGGAAGCAGAGCAGCUCAAUCAAAGCCAUCGCACUCGUCUCCAGUGGUAAAGAAAGAGAGCGUGGAAAGCGACGAAGAGUGUGAGUCAAUGGACGAGGAUGCGAUGAAGGAGGAUAUGAGACCGGUGAGAAAGCAGCUCAAGUCACUAAAAAAUCAAGUGGAUACUUUGAAGGGAGCAGAAAAGCUACAGCUGUUGAAAGACUGUCUUCGCUCAAUUGGUACGCGUAUAGAUGAGCUAAUGACAGCAUCGACGAAUAAAGAAAGAACGCGGAAACACGGUUGGCACUUUGUGACGCUGUUUUGGCCAAAGGAAGUCAAGUAUACGCAAUUAAUAGAAAUCUACAAGAAGCUUGUAGGCCAAUCAAGCACCUCAGCCUCCUCAACACCAACACAAGGAGGAACAAAAAGGCAGCAGUCGCAAGACCUGAGUGAACAAGAAACAAAAAAGCCAAAGAUGUAA